Messenger RNA from Ochotona princeps (American pika), 1689 nucleotides. RefSeq names its product calcium homeostasis modulator 3 (gene CALHM3). The coding region runs from base 439 to 1467 and encodes 342 amino acids. Gene Ontology annotation, molecular function: monoatomic cation channel activity. NCBI's taxonomy places the organism in Eukaryota, Metazoa, Chordata, Mammalia, Lagomorpha, Ochotonidae. The transcript is spliced from 3 exons. The record is from RefSeq and is a predicted model, not a curated record.
UUUAUCAACACCCAUCUGUGCUGAGUUGAUCACACCCAGAGAAUUUGCCUGCUUCAAGGAAGUUCCACUGACAAUCUGGCCUGAAUAUCUAGGCCCUGAAGAGGAGAAGGCUGGGCUGGGGAGGGGUGGAGCGAGAGGGCGGGGCCCAUUUGCCUAGGGAUGCUUUGGGCUGGCAGGUCACAGGCCAGUGACGUGUCCACCAGGAACGGAGGAAAGUAGCAGUGGGGAUAUUUUUGGGCGAUUGGCUGAGCACGGACACCUUCUCUGGAGAGAGCCUGCCUCUGCUUUUAGCCCUUGGCCUGAGAGACAGGUUUAGAAGACCAUCCAAAGAGGAGAGUGUCUCCUACAAACCUCAGGCUCCCCACCUGGUGUGGCCUGUCCCUGGCCAGGAAAGCAGCCCCAGCCUCACCACCCAGCCGAUGACCGCUCACCGGAGCCAUGGAUAAGUUCCGCAUGCUCUUCCAGCACCUGCAGUCCAGCUCAGAGUCAGUGAUGAAUGGCAUCUGUCUGCUGCUAGCUGCAACCACGGUCAAGCUAUACACCUCCUUUGAUUUCAACUGCCCCUGCCUGGCGCGCUACAAUGCCCUCUAUGGCCUGGGCCUGCUGCUCACACCCCCACUGGCCCUCUUCCUCUGCGGCCUCCUGGCCAACCGGCAGUCCGUGGUGAUGGUGGAGGAAUGGCUCCGGCCCACUGGGCACCGCAGGAAGGACCCAGGCAUCAUCAGGUACAUGUGUUCCUCUGUGCUACAGAGGGCGCUGGCUGCCCCCCUCGUCUGGAUCCUGCUGGCCCUCCUGGAUGGGAAGUGCUUCGUGUGUGCCUUCAGCAGUUCUGUGGACCCCGAGAAGUUUCUGGACUUUGCCAACAUGACCCCCAGCCAGGUGCAGCUCUUCCUGGCCAAGAUACCCUGCAAGGAGGAUGAGCUGGUCAGGGACAGCCCUGCUCGGAAGGCAGUGGCUCGCUACCUACGGUGUCUAUCACAGGCCAUCGGCUGGAGCCUCACCCUGCUGCUGAUCCUCGCAGCCUUCCUGGCCCGCUGCCUAAGGCCUUGCUUCGACCAGACAGUCUUCCUGCAGCGCCGAUACUGGAGCAACUACGUGGACCUGGAGCAGAAACUCUUUGAUGAGACGUGCUGUGAGCACGCGCGGGACUUCGCCCACCGUUGCGUGCUGCACUUCUUCGCCAGCAUGCAGAGCGAGCUGCGAGCCCGCGGGCUGCGCCAGGUUCCAGCCGCAGCCGCCGCAGCCGCAAGCCCAGAGGAUCCGGAAGCCCUGGCCGGUGGUAGUGAGAAAGCCCACCUGCGCGCCGUGUCCAGCCGGGAGCAGGUGGACCGACUCCUAAGCAGGUGGUACUCCAGCAAGCCACCACUCGACCUCUCAGCGCCUCCGGGACUGUGGGCUGCUGGCCUCAACCACCGCGCCCUAGUUGGGGCCACUAGCGCCAGGCCCUCUCCAAACAUGGAUGUGUAGUGCCUGGCCCAGGCCUGCUGCAAUCUGCGUGAAGCCCCUAGGACUUUACCCAGAUGACCUCUAGUCUGCCUUUUGCAAACCUUAACAUGGAUGCGCUGCACCUGAGUGCUUAUGACAUGCAGUUUGUAACUCAGAGCGCCUCACACUAGGCCCAGGGGUCUGCAUCUCUAACUAGUUCCCAAGUAAAACAGAUGCUUCCCAUCAGGAAGCCAAACGGACCUA